AUGUCGUUCAGUUUCGGCAACACAAGCUCUUCGGGCGCAUCCAACAACAACACAACAUCGACUGCGCCGGCAUCAGGAAACCUCUUUGGUGCUGCUACUGGAAGCCCCGGCUUCUCAUUCGGCUCGAUCGGUGGUUCCGCCGCCGGCAACAACUCAACACCUGCCAGCAACAGCUCAAGCAACUUGUUUGGUGGUCAACAAAGCGGCGCAACAACUCAGAAGCCCGCUGGGGGUCUGUUUGGUGGCGGCGCGACCGCGUCCAAUACCACUACUACCCCGAACUCCAGCGGAAUCUUCGGCGGUGGCGGCUCUACUACUCCUGCGACAGGCGGCCUUUUUGGAGGAGGUGCUUCUACAACACCCGCAGCAACCACGGCUCCUUCAAGCGGCGGAAUGUUUGGCGGCGGCGGUGCCGCUAGCUCUACUGCACCGGCUUCCGGAGGACUGUUUGGAAACGCAGGAAGCAACGCAAGCAAGCCUGCGGCCGGUCUUUUCGGAGGCGGUGGCUCCUCUACUCCUGCUAGCAGCGGUGGUGGUCUGUUCGGUCAGAACAACGCCAACCAGGCCUCGACAGCGACCUCAUCAGCUGCACCAGCAUCAGGUUUGUUCGGAAAUGCCACCACUGGAGCUGCUACUCCUGCCAAACCUACCUUUUCUUUGCCGUCUACGACACCAGCUGGAGCACCCCCUAUCGAUGCCGCCAAGCCCGCUGGAGGACUGUUCGGCAACACAGGUGCCCAAGCAUCGUCUGGAGCAUCUGGCCUUUUUGGAAAUGGAGCCAAACCGGCCGCGACUUCAGCUUCUUCUACCCAGCCCAGCACAACUGCCUCAGCAACACCCGGUGGCCUAUUUGGGGGAGGUGCACAGUCUGGAAGCAGCGCUCCUGCUGGAGGACUCUUUGGUGCUAAGCCAGCAUCUGCUCCCGCUCCCGCUCCCGCUCCUACCUCUGGUGGACUGUUUGGAGCAAAGCCUGAGGGUGCUGCCCCUGCUGCGACUCAGGGAGGAAGCUCAACUCCUGCUGCCACUACGCCUUCCCUGUUCGGUGCUAAGCCUGCAGCUGCCGCAGCCUCGACCCCAAGCUCAGCACCAUCUGGUGGUCUCUUCGGCGGUGGCGGCGCAACAACUUCAGCUGCACCCGCAAAUUCCACGACAGCGACAGCCGGAGGACUAUUUGGAGCCAAGCCCGCGACAACCACAGCUUCUGCAACAACUCCUGCUGCAACUACAACUACAACCGCUGGUGGUCUUUUUGGCGGCGCUCCUAAGCCCUCUACUGAAACAUCUACACCAAAGCCUGCUGGUGGUUUAUUCGGAGCUGCUGCUAGCAGUCAAGCAACAAGCUCGACAGCUACCACCACUGCAGCCACUGGGGCAUCGACGACCACUUCCGCCCCAGCAUCAAGCUCUGCCCCUGCUUCGGCUAGCAGUUUGUUCGGCGCGAAGCCAGCUGCAGAUGCCAGUAAGGACGCAGCUAAACCCGCGACUACCAGUACCACUCCCGGUCCUCUAGGCGCUUCCACCACUGGCCCAACAUCCCAGAUGGCGCGCCUCAAGAACAAGACUAUGGAAGAUAUUGUAACAAGAUGGGCAUCAGACCUUUCCAAGUACCAGAAGGAAUUCAAGGAGCAGGCGACUACUGUGUCCAAGUGGGAUAGAAGCCUUGUGGACAACGGCGAGAAGAUUCAGAAGCUAUACCUUGAUACUUUUGAAGCCGAGCGAGCGAGCCACGAAAUCGAGCGACAGCUUGCUGCCGUGGAGAGUCAACAGGACGAGCUCGAGGCAUGGUUGGAUCGAUACGAGUCCGAGGUCCAGGAUAUGUUUGCCAAACAGCUGGGUCCUGGCGAGCAAUUGGCUGGACCUGACCAGGAGCGCGAGCGUACGUACAAGCUUGCGGAGAAGCUUACACAACAAUUGGACGAGAAGUCGCGCGAUCUGUCCAAGAUGGUUAAGGAGAUUAACGACAUCUCUGGUACAUUGAACAAGGGUGCUAAACCCGAGGACCCUCUGAGCCAAAUCGUUCGUGUUCUCAACGGCCACCUCACACAGCUGCAAUGGAUCGAUGCUAAUGCCUCAUCGUUGCAAGCCAAGGUGGCCGCUGCUCAGAAAUCAAGCAGUAACCUAGGAAGCCACUAUACUGGCUCGGAUAAUGAUGCGGCGGAGAGCUUCUAUCGCUCAUACAUGGGACGACGAUGA
Messenger RNA from Fusarium pseudograminearum CS3096, 2193 nucleotides. RefSeq lists its product as uncharacterized. Gene Ontology annotation, cellular component: nuclear pore; nuclear pore central transport channel. Gene Ontology annotation, biological process: protein import into nucleus; RNA export from nucleus. The transcript is spliced from 2 exons. Gene Ontology annotation, molecular function: structural constituent of nuclear pore; phospholipid binding. Bases 1 to 2193 code for a protein of 730 amino acids. The record is from RefSeq and is a predicted model, not a curated record. Lineage: Eukaryota; Fungi; Ascomycota; Sordariomycetes; Hypocreales; Nectriaceae.